This is a messenger RNA of Castor canadensis (American beaver), 2089 nucleotides long. Lineage: Eukaryota; Metazoa; Chordata; Mammalia; Rodentia; Castoridae. The record is from RefSeq and is a predicted model, not a curated record.
UGGGCUCCUGCCUCGAGUCCCUAAGAUCCCUCCCUAUUCUCCCCCUCCCUAGGAAAAUCGAUCUUAGCUAUAUUUGUGUCUCAUGUACGCCACUCCUAUCUCUUUCCCCCGCCCCACGCUGGGUUUGUUAAUUUCUUUAUUUAUUCCCGGGGGCUGAGGCGUCGGGUAUUUACGCAGACCGAAGACGGAGAGAAAUUAACCUCCCGCCGCUGCCCCCCAGUCCAGCGUGACAAGGCGCGGGCGGGUUGCGUGACUUGUGACGUCUCCAAGUCCUAUAGGUGCAGCGGCUGGUGAGAUAGUCAGUAUCGCCUGGUUGCCUCUUUAUUUUAUUGGGGUAUGCCUAGUAAUAAACUGUAAUAUUUAAUUUGUUGGAGACCACAAACCAACUAGGAGCUGGGAGGUACUUGCUCCUCUGGACAGACCCCGGAAGAAGGUCUGGCUUGAAAGGGGGUCUCUUUUGAGGGUCCUCUCAUAAUUCGUCAUCUGAGCCCCUGGCCUCAGUGAGCCAUCACUCCUGGCUUCUGCGCUGGCAAGAAGAGGUGGGAUUUUUGGAGGGCAUGGAAGGAAUCAAGGUGUUUCUCCAUGAAAGAGAAUUGUGGCUGAAAUUCCACGAGGUGGGCACGGAAAUGAUCAUAACCAAAGCUGGAAGGCGUAUGUUUCCCAGUUACAAAGUGAAAGUGACUGGCCUUAAUCCCAAAACGAAGUACAUUCUUCUAAUGGACAUUGUUCCUGCCGACGACCACAGAUACAAGUUCGCAGAUAAUAAAUGGUCUGUGACUGGCAAAGCCGAGCCUGCGAUGCCAGGCCGCCUCUAUGUGCACCCAGACUCGCCGGCCACCGGGGCCCACUGGAUGCGACAGCUUGUCUCCUUCCAGAAACUCAAGCUUACCAACAACCACCUGGACCCUUUUGGGCAUAUUAUUCUAAAUUCCAUGCACAAAUACCAGCCCAGACUACAUAUCGUGAAAGCAGACGAAAAUAAUGGAUUUGGUUCAAAAAAUACAGCGUUCUGCACCCAUGUGUUUCCCGAGACAGCAUUCAUCGCUGUGACGUCUUAUCAGAACCACAAAAUCACGCAAUUAAAGAUCGAGAAUAAUCCCUUUGCCAAAGGGUUCCGGGGCAGCGAUGACAUGGAACUGCACAGAAUGUCACGGAUGCAGAGUAAAGAAUAUCCUGUGGUUCCCAGGAGCACGGUGAGGCAAAAAGUGGCCUCCAACCACAGCCCCUUCAGCAGCGAGCCCCGAGCUCUGUCCACCUCGUCCAACUUAGGGUCCCAGUACCAGUGUGAGAAUGGCGUCUCCGGCCCCUCCCAGGACCUUCUGCCCCUACCCAAUCCAUACCCGCUGCCCCAGGAGCACAGCCAAAUCUACCACUGCACCAAGAGAAAAGAUGAAGAAUGUUCCAACACAGACCAUCCUUAUAAGAAGCCCUACAUGGAGACAUCGCCCAGCGAGGAGGACCCCUUCUACCGCUCUGCUUACUCCCAGCAGCAGGGUCUGGGUGCCUCCUACAGGACAGAGUCGGCCCAGCGGCAGGCCUGCAUGUAUGCCAGCUCCGCGCCACCCAGUGAGCCUGUGGCCAACCUGGAGGACAUCAGCUGUAACACGUGGGCCAGCAUGCCGUCCUACAGCAGUUGCACGGUCACCACGGUGCAGCCCAUGGACAGGCUACCCUACCAGCACUUCUCUGCUCACUUCACCUCGGGGCCUCUGGUCCCCCGGCUGGCUGGUAUGGCCAACCACGGUUCCCCACAGCUCGGAGAGGGGAUGUUCCAGCCCCAGGCCUCCGUGGCCCACCAGCCCGUGGUCAGGCCGUGUGGGCCUCAGACUGGCCUCCAGUCCCCCGGCAGCCUUCAGCCCCCUGAGUUUCUCUACUCUCAUGGUGUGACCAGGACCCUGUCACCACACCAGUACCACUCUGUGCAUGGAGUUGGCAUGGCACCAGAGUGGAGUGACAAUAGCUAAAAGCUGGUCUGCCUCACUACAGACAUUUGCUAGAGAGAGAAAAGGGAGAGAGGGAGAAGGACAGUAGCAGAAAGAACACCACAGACAUGACUUUCACUCCCCCAUGUGCACGUCUACACCCGAGG